Messenger RNA from Jatropha curcas, 2616 nucleotides. RefSeq lists its product as uncharacterized. The record is from RefSeq and is a predicted model, not a curated record. NCBI's taxonomy places the organism in Eukaryota, Viridiplantae, Streptophyta, Magnoliopsida, Malpighiales, Euphorbiaceae. Gene Ontology annotation, biological process: regulation of asymmetric cell division.
CAGUUAACUAUUAACAUUUAACAGUAGCAAUUCCCUCCGACUCUUUCUCUUCAAUCUCUCUGGUGGCGUCACUUUCUCCGGCCAAAAACCAGAACCAAAAUAAAAAAAAAGCCAUCUUUGACUUUUUUCUGAACUUCUUUUUUUAGCUUCUCUCUCUACAGACAUCGUUGUCAGUCCAAUGCUUUUCUUUUUCUAUUAUUUUUUAUUAUUCAGAGAUUAAAAUAAGAAGAGGAAGGAGAAGAAGCAGCAGCAGCCAGAGCUUCUGCUCGGGAUCGAUGCUUUAAAGUAUUACUAUUGCUGUUUGGGUGAAGAUGAUACUGGAAGAAAAGUGCGAGAGAGAAAAAGAGAGACAGCUUGCUGCUAUUCAGCUGGGCAUUAAUUGCAGAGUAGAGUACAGAUAUAGAGAGAGAGUCUCUCUGCCUGCCGCUCUCUCCAAAACACUGAAGAACUUGGGCUUUUGAUUAAAUCCUUUCUAUUAUUAUUCUAAAUUAUAAAUUUCCCACUUAAAUUCAUCUAUGGACAUGGAAUGUUCUCCAUUUACUUCUUUGCAGUGAGUUUUUUUUUUUUUUGAACAGAGUGCAUGCUGAUUCUGAUUCUGAAAGAGUAAAAGGAAGCUACUAAUCCUCUACAAGUUAAUCAAAAAGUUUAACGAAUGGAAGGCAUCUUUUCUUUCCAGGAUUAGUUCAUAUGCUGAUAUGUUAUCUUGACUUCAUUAUUCUUUGUUUUUCUGAGAUCACACUCUCUUCAGUUCAGUGCCUUAUGCUUGAAGACGGUGAACAAGUAUUAUGCCAUGGAACUAUUGACCAUAAGCCUGGCUCCAAACAUUUUGGAUGCAGCAAUAUUGCUUUGGACUCCACUGGACUUAAAUCUGGAAAUGGGAUUGUAAAUGAAGAGCAGAAUGGGGCCUUCUGUGAUUUGAAGGGAAGGGAAAGCAAUUCAGAUCAUUUACAAUAUACUGUCAAUGACGAAAAUAAUUGGACUGCCUCAAAACUCGAUUCCUCUAUGAGGGCAGAUGCUUUGACAGAUGAUAAUGAGAAGGAAGUAAGAGAUUUCGUGGCACCAAUACCAUUAUCUCUUUCUUCACUGAAAGUUGAAUCAUUUGAAGGCGACUCAGUUUUCUAUGUAGACAAAAAUGUGAUGGAACCGGAACUGCCUGAGUUGGUUGUUUGUUACAAGGAGAAUACUUACCAUGUAAUUAAGGACAUCUGUAUUGAUGAGGGAGUUCCCUCCAAGGACAAGUUCUUGUUUGAUACAAUAGAUGAGAAGAAUUUGCGUACACUUCUGUUUCAUGAGAAGCACAGAAAUAGUGAGGUCAGAAAAGAAACCGCUGACCAAGAUAUAUUUAUUCCAGAAUCUCUGAAAUCUUUGCCAGAAGAUGAGAAGUCGGCUCUUGAUUUGCCCAUUCCCGAUGUUUUUAUAUCUUCAGCGGAAAACGGUUCUAAAAAUGAAAUUUCCCUUCAUGAUUCUGAGGAGUUUAUGACAACAGGGAAAAUAGAGGAUGAUACAAUGGAGGAAAUUGCAAAUGGUAAAUCCAAAGAGAUUUUUUCACUGGGAGAAUUGCUUUCAAUGCCAGAGGUGGGUACAGAGCUUUCCCAACCCAAGUUUUCCCAUGAUAGCAUGCAUGAAGCUAAACAGCAGCCUAUUCAGAGGCCAAGUGAGAACACAAUCUUAGCGACAGCUUCUUCCUGUGAUGAAGCUAAAAAUGGCAAUGAGCUAACAUCCUUCGUGAGACCUAUGGUUCCUGCAGCUGAAGUAUCAGAUUGUCAUCAUGACGAAGAAAUCUCAAGAACCAAAGCAUUGGACCAUAGUUAUGAUGAAGCUGUCUUAGCAAGUCCUGCUCUGAAUUCUGCUACCCAAGAAUCUGAAAAAGUUUGCGAAGGAGAAAAAUUAGCGAGCCACAAUUUGAGUUCUGAGCGUGAAUCAACCAAUAUAAGUGGCUGUGGAUUAGCUAACAAUAGUAAUGUGAAGUCUGAAAGCAUAAAUUUUUAUACACCAGCAAGUGCAGGAGAGGAGGAUUCUCAAAAUGGUGGCUCUGAAAAUCUUAAUUCUCGCUCAUCCAGGCUUGAAGAGACAAACACAGAGCCAUGUACAAGUCAACUUCAACAUGGUAUUGGAGAGUCAAGCUUUUCUGCUGCAGGUCCUCUAUCAGGUCUGAUAAGUUAUUCAGGGCCAAUUGCAUAUUCUGGCAGUCUCUCUCUUAGAUCGGAUAGCAGCACAACCAGCACUCGCUCUUUCGCUUUCCCAAUAUUGCAAUCUGAAUGGAAUAGCAGUCCCGUGAGAAUGGCUAAAGCUGACCGGAGACGUUUCCAGAAGCAGAGGAGUUGGAAGCAGGGGCUUCUUUGCUGUAGAUUCUGAAUGCUCUGUUCUGUUAAUAGCUUGAAGUCAAAAAAAUAUAUACACAUCAUUAAUUAUUACAAUUUUUAUUAAUGAUUUAGAGUAGUACAAAAUAUACAUAUUUCUGGUUUCUCUUGCUUGGGAUGUAUGUGCAGUAGGUUACAUUGGCCAUGCUUUUAGGUUUGGUUUCUUGCAUGCCAGUUGAGAUAUAAGCAAAUAUCUUUUAGUUUUGUUAUUUUUUUUCUUUUUUUUUAUCUAACCCAUCCUACAUUUGUUCUUUUC